UUACAACCGUUACGCUGCUUGUAGCCAUAGAAACCGGUAAACAGCCGGCCUAUCCAUCGGUCAUACAGGCUUGUGUUAAGGACUAGGGGGAGGAGGAUGGAGCGGGUCCGGGCACCCUCUGAGAACCAGGCGCUGGUCGACGAGCUGCAGGUGGAGAGGAGGAUGAAAGAAAUGUUGGAAAACUCCAUAUUUGAAAUGAAAAACACAAUUGUAGAUCUGGAAAGAAAAUUGAAGAGUAUGGAUAAUGAAGGCAGUGAGUGGAAGACGAGGUAUGAGACACAACUCGAACUAAACAAACAAUUAGACAGACAAAGUCAUGUACUGCAAGAGAAAUCGGAAUAUUUACGUGGCAAUCCAACUGAUCGACUGUCUGCUGUUCGCUCCUUUGAGCAAAUGUCUGUGGCAGAGAAAUUAGGAUGGCCAGCCCAGCAAAGAUGGCAGAAACUGCAGGAGGAUGGUUCAUUAAACCAAUACCUCAAGCGAUUAGAAGAUGAAAAGUCUUUGAUGGACAAUCAGUUAAAAGACUUUGAACUCCGAAUGGAGCAAGAAGCGAAGGCAUACUACAAAAUUAAUGAUGAAAGGAGAAUGUAUGUUGCUGAGAUUGCACAGACCUCCACUGCACAAGACUCUGCUAAGAAACAGGCAGCUUAUCCAGCACAUGUCACCAGGGAGAAGCAAGCGCACAAGGGAAUAUAUAAUACUUCUACAAGCAAAAAGACUUCGGAUGGAAAGAAAAUACUGUGAGAAACACUGAACAACUAAAUAACUCUCAGAAAAUGAGACAUAUUGCCAAAUAUAAAACUACAAACAGUA
Pseudophryne corroboree (corroboree frog) is the source of this 813-nucleotide messenger RNA. It is a transcript of the gene CCDC169, whose product is annotated as coiled-coil domain containing 169. The transcript is spliced from 9 exons. The record is from RefSeq and is a predicted model, not a curated record. Bases 97 to 744 code for a protein of 215 amino acids. Lineage: Eukaryota; Metazoa; Chordata; Amphibia; Anura; Myobatrachidae.